Messenger RNA from Lasiosphaeria miniovina, 2043 nucleotides. RefSeq lists its product as uncharacterized. Gene Ontology annotation, molecular function: damaged DNA binding; DNA-directed DNA polymerase activity. Gene Ontology annotation, cellular component: site of double-strand break; nucleus; replication fork. Gene Ontology annotation, biological process: response to radiation; error-prone translesion synthesis. The coding region runs from base 1 to 2043 and encodes 680 amino acids. NCBI's taxonomy places the organism in Eukaryota, Fungi, Ascomycota, Sordariomycetes, Sordariales, Lasiosphaeriaceae. The record is from RefSeq and is a predicted model, not a curated record. The transcript is spliced from 2 exons.
AUGUCCUCAUCUCCCCCCCACUCGUUCCGGGCCUCGUCUCCAAUUGACGGUGGCCCGGGGCGCCGACGAUCGCGCUUCACCUAUCGCCAUCUCGCCCAGCUGGCAGCGUACAAUGCCUCGUGCCCCCUUAGGGUCAUUGCCCACAUAGAUCUCGACUGCUUCUAUGCCCAGGUGGAGAUGGUCCGUCUUGGCGUGCCCGAAGACCAGCCGCUUGCUGUGCAACAAUGGCAGGGCUUAAUUGCCGUCAAUUACCCCGCUCGUGCCUUCGGCAUUGGUCGGCAUUGCACUGUGACAGAAGCAAAGAAACUUUGCCCAAAGCUAGUCAGCCAGCACGUUGCAACAUUUCGAGAGGGAGACACCAAGUGGGCAUACCGCCCAGAUGCGGCAGCAAACAUCACGACGGACAAAGUCUCGCUCGACCCCUACCGGCUUGAAUCGAGGCGGAUCUUUGCAGUCAUCAAGGACCAGCUCCCCUCACAUCUACAGAAAGUGGAGAAGGCUGGAAUAGAUGAGAUGUUUCUCGACCUGUCGGCGCACAUCCACGCCAUCCUCCUUGAGCGUUUCCCCGAGCUGGCCAGCACGUCCCCUUCCCAUGACCCCGCCGAGCAGCUUCCCAUGCCUUCCAUCUCGGCCCUUGACUGGAAGGCUGACGCCCUGGUCGAUCUCGAUGACGAGCAUGCUGAGCUCGAGGACCCCGAUUGGAAUGACGUGGCAACCCUCAUCGGCUCAGAGAUUGUCCGCAACGUCCGGGAAGCAAUCAGAGAUAAGCUCAGAUACACAUGCUCCGGGGGGAUCGCGAAGAACAAGAUGCUUAGCAAGUUGGGCUCAGCUCACAAGAAGCCCAAUCAGCAGACGGUUGUGCGCAAUCGCGCGGUACGGCACUUCCUGUCGGGCUUUAAGUUUACCAAGAUACGAAACCUAGGCGGCAAGCUGGGCGAGGAGGUAAGCCAAGCAUUCAGCACCGACGCCGUGAGCGACCUCCUCGCCAUCCCUGUCGAACAGCUGAAGCAGAAGCUCGGCGACGACGCGGGAGUCUGGGUCUACAACACCAUCCGGGGCGUCGACCCGAGCGAGGUCAAUUCGCGCACCCAACUCAAGUCGAUGCUCUCCGCCAAAUCCUUCCGCCCGAGCAUCAACACGCUCGACCAGGCAACCAAGUGGCUUAGGAUCUUUGCCGCCGACAUAUUCUCCCGAUUGGUCGAGGAAGGCGUGCUGGAAAACAAGCGGCGCCCUCGCACCAUCAACCUCCACCAUCGUUACGGCGCCCAGACUCGUUCGCGUCAGACGGCUAUACCGCAAGGCCGGCAGCUGGACGACGACGCGCUCUUCGACCUUGCUAAGCAUCUCCUGAGCCAGAUUGCCCUCGAGGGUCGGCUGUGGCCGUGCUCCAACCUCAGCUUGAGCGUCGGCGGAUUCGAAGAAGGCAUUACGGGGAACAUGGGAAUUGGAGCGUUCUUAUUGAAGGGUGACGAGGCACAGGCGCUCAAAACGGGUCAUCGGGCGUCGAUAGCGGAAGAGGCCAGCAGCGGGCUCCACCCGGCAGAGAAGCGACGACGAAUCGAUAAUGGUGGUUGCGGCAGCGGUGGUGAUGGGAGUGGUGGCAUCCAGCGCUUUUUCACGAGGAUGGAUGCAUCUCCAAGCCGCAUCGUCGAGUUGGGCGCCGACGAUAGCGCCGUCAGGAACAAUGGCGGUGAAACGUUGGGCAGCCCAGGAACCGAAGCGGUGUCGAGGGCGGCUGGUGACCCAGAUGAUUCAGCCAUGUCGGAUGAGGUAUAUCGGGACCAAGCCAAUCAGGCUCACAUGUGCUCUCGAUGCAACACCGGCUUCGACAGUUCGGGGGCGCUCCAAAGCCACCAAGACUGGCACUUUGCUAAAGACCUCCAAGACGAAGAACGUGUCAAGCCGGCAUUUGUCAACCAGCCUCCAGCCGCUGCGUCUUCCUCGCGUGCCGGCAGCCAGAAAACCGGAGCCGCUGCACCGUCAAAGCGGCCAGGACGGCCAAAGAAGACUGAGAGAGGCCAGAGCAAGUUGAAAUUUGGCUGA